UAAUGGUGGUGUCCAUUGCUCUUCGUCCUCAUCGCUUAUUGGUUGCGAUUCCUGCGGAGGCUCUUCUCUUGUAUCAUCUUCUUCAGUAUCUUCUACUGUUUCUUCAUGUAACUCAUUACUUUCUUCUGGUAACGGAGCUUCCCAUUGCUCUUCGUCAUCAUCGGUUAUUGUUUGUAAUUCAUGUUUUUUAUCUUCUUGCAUAUCUUCUUCCGCAGUACCUUCUUCGAUAAUCGUUGGUUCUUCGUUCGCCUCAAUAUUUUCUUCGAUAUUUUCUUCUGGUAAUGGAGGUGUC
This is a messenger RNA of Meloidogyne enterolobii, 292 nucleotides long. The record is from the annotation of a GenBank genome assembly. Lineage: Eukaryota; Metazoa; Nematoda; Chromadorea; Rhabditida; Meloidogynidae.